Molecule: messenger RNA, 1218 nt
Organism: Mycena indigotica
Lineage: Eukaryota; Fungi; Basidiomycota; Agaricomycetes; Agaricales; Mycenaceae
Exons: 4
Coding region: 55-1218 (387 amino acids)
Molecular function (GO): nucleotide binding
Source: RefSeq, a predicted model, not a curated record
CACAAGCUAUAUAUAAUAGACUGUCGACCAAGGUAUGGGUUCACGAUUCAGACGAUGACUUCUGUGUUCGGCCUAAUCUCGAGAGUUCGGACGAUAUUCAACCCACCCGAAGCAAAGCCAGACGCAAACACCAAGCCGCUUAAGUUUGGCAUCCUUGGUGCAGCCAACAUCGCACCUGAUGCUCUAAUCAAACCCGUGAAAAGCCACCCAGAGGCUGUCGUAUUCGGUGUUGCUGCCCGGAAUAAAGAGAAGGCCGCUGCAUAUGCCAAGACACAUGGGAUCAAGAAAGUCUACAAUAGCUACGAGGAAUUACUGGCCGACCCAGAAAUUGAUUGCAUCUACAACCCUUUGCCCAAUGGCCUUCAUUACGAGUGGACAAUGAAAGCGCUUGCGGCCGGUAAACACGUCCUCUUGGAGAAACCUGCUGCAAAUACCGCAGAGGAGACUCGUGCUAUGUUCGAUCUCGCCGAGCAGAAAAACCUUGUUCUCCUCGAGGCUUUCCACUAUCGUUUCCAUCCUGUUGCACACCGUGUGCGCGAAAUUAUCGAAAGUGGCGAGCUUGGUCCCGUCAAAGGCACCGACACUCAUUUGACGCUUUCUGGGGGGUACUUUUCGGCCGACGACAUCCGCUUCAAUUACUCUCUUGGUGGAGGCGCCCUCAUGGAUAUGGGCUGCUACACCAUCAACUCAAUGCGAUUUUUCGGUGGGGAGGAACCCAGCUCUGUUUCCUCCGUCUCCCACCAGCUGGUCACAAAGGCAUCUGGCAAGAAUUCCGAGCUUGUCGAUCGCCGUACCGAAGCGACUUUCACGUUUGCCGGCGGAAUGCGCUCUUCCAUCGUCUGCGACCUCGCAACGCCUGCGAGAUUCGGUCUGAUUCCCAAGCUGCCUGAUUUCUCCGCCAAAAUUAGAUGCGAGCAGGGCGAAAUCAGGAUCAUGAACUACCUCAUGCCUAGUGUGUACCAUUCUAUCACGGUUGUGCCAAUCAAGGGCAAACAACGCGUCGAGAAGGUGUAUACCUUCCCAAACCUUGGUCAGCCUUGGUGGUCGACCUAUCGCUAUCAACUCGAGGCUUUCGUUAACAAAGUUCGCGGUCGGCCUGUGCAUACUUGGGUGACAAAAGAGGACUCGAUUGCAAACAUGGAAGUAAUCGAGAGCGUAUAUGCCAAGGGUGGACUGGGAAGUCGGCCCAAAUCGGAAUGGAUGCCUCCAAAUCUCUAA